AUUGCUAGCGGUGCGCACCUCAUUGUACAGACAAGUUGUUGAAGUAAGAAAUCUUUUGGUGCUCGUGCUCACUGCAACCUUUUCAGAAGUGUAGCAUGUCACAUAGCGUCCAGAUAAUUAAAAAACAUUUUCUUUUUUCAGUGUAUACUCGGAAUUCCAAGCAUGGAAGAUUCGGCUGGCUGUAAAACUGAACGCCCAGAUGAGCUUGGAUCCGCUUGAAUCCUUUCCGGAGACUCGCUUGGCUUUGUGGAUCUGUAUAUUGAGGGUGAACUCAGUCCGUUAUGGACGGCAGGGAAUUCGCUCCUCCUCCCCACCUCCUCUCUCAUGCGCUCGGCGUGGAAGCGGCCAGGGAGCGGGGCGCCCUGGCUCACCGAGCCGUCGGAAGAAUCGCCUCGACCGGCCACAGCACGGCUCCGCACCCGGCUCAUUUCCAACCUGCGAAAUAUUUUCCAUCUCCCCUCCCCAUGGCCACGCAUUCAGGCAACGCACUGAUGGGAAACUCGUCAGCCACAUUCAUGGGAAGUUUCCUCGCCAGCAGUUUGGGGUCAGCACCUGCUCAUCCCUCGGGACCCACGUCCUCCCCCUCCGAGCCCGCCUUCCGCAAUCCCCACACAGCGACGUCGCAGAUUUGGUUUUCCCACUCCCACGAAGUUCCAGGAUAUUCCAGAUUUUCAAGCAGUUUGGCCUCCACUUUCCUUCCCAUGAGCCAUCUAGAUCACCAUGGCAACGGCAACAGUGUACUCUACGGGCAACACAGGUUUUAUGAUUCACAAAAAGAUGGUUUCUAUCUGAGGAAUCUGCCAGGACAGCCAACCCUGCUCUCCACCAAUCACAGCUUCCCUUCCAUUUCCCGCGCGGCCCCGCUCGGCUCGUGCAGCCGAGACCGGGAGAUGAGCCACUCUCACAAAGCCGCCAAGGAUGCCGACAGACUGCUGGCUGCCAAGGAGGCGGGCAAGGAGCGGAUGAGCAAAAACGAAGGCAGUUCAAUGAGCAGUCAAAGGACUCACAAGGAGAGACACUCGGAAGAAGAUGGAAAAGAUGGACACAAGAUAGUGCACCCUCUGAUGCCAGACAUUAGAUGCAAGGAAGACCUCGCACACAUGCAUAACAGUAUGUGCGAAAACAGAAGUAAACAAUUCAAUAACUGUUUAACAAACUCCAAAGUUAUGAAUGGAGAUUCCAGUAAGACUUUAUUAGCAAGCUGCACUAAUAUUGGUGGGAUUUUACCAAGGCAAAUGGACAUCCAUACCCCAAGCAGGUGUACCAAAGAGAGCUUAAGGUUUGAGAGGGACUUCAGAGAAAAUGUUCCCUCUGGUCCAAUGCAUAUCGAGUGCUCGGACAGUUGGCAAACACCGCACCAUUCUGUCGCAUACUCUGUUCCUUCUUCACUGUCCAACAUUCCUCCGCCAUCUAGCACAGGCUCCGGAACAUUCCCCUGUUUGCAGGUUCAUUCCAACCUCGACCUUUUUUACCCGACUCAAGACAAAGCUGGCAGGGAGCUCAAGGUCACCGGGCCUACCUACGUGCCUUCGGUGGGACAUUUUGGUGACAAAAGUAGACCUUUUCAAGUCACCGGAGAGAACUGCAAGGUCAACAGAAGUCUAGGGAAGGAGAAGGGGCACGAGAAGAACGCAGAGAGGCCUGACGUUGGCACUGCCCCUAACUCGCACGCGCAUCUGAAGCUCGACGGGAAAGGAAUGGAAUGGCCGCACAACUCUGCCAUUAAAGGCAAGCAGCAGUGUGGCACCAGCACUGGUGCACAGAUGGUGAUUCCCUUCACGCCUCAGGCAGCCAAGGGCCCCUCAGGGAAAGGUAGCACUUACGUCAUGCCGCAGACUCAGGAUUGUUUCUGUUCCAGGGAGCUGGACACUUGCUGCGCCAAACUGACCCACUCCGGUUACAUGCUGGAGCGGGAGCAGGGCGGCGACACGCAGGAGAAAGCUCCUAAAGAAUCGCAGGGGCAGAAAGUGGCCAGGAUACGGCACCAACACCACAAGCUUCCCGAGGUGGAGCACAUAGGGAGUGGUUCGGAGAUGAAGAGAAGACCCCCGGAGCUCAGUUGUAUGAGCUACAAUGGAUCCCACAUACCGCCCUGGCAGGGGGCCCAGAUUCCGAUGGGCGAAGACCGGAAGAGUUCCUACCUUGAUCCCUUCAGUUCAAGUUUACAGCAGGCAGCAAUGUUGUCGCAAGGAUCGGUGCUGAACCAAGACAUGCUGGCUCAGACGGACGAAGUCUCCGCCAUGAAGAGUCUGCUGAAGUACAGCAGCUCCUUUCCCCCAGGCACGCAGGCCUUGAUCGUGGGGCAGAAGACCCCGUUCGGGGGUCUGGGGAACAUCAGGGCCAGCUGUGUCCACCAGGAGAUCAAGCUGCAAGGCGGGAAGUCGAGCCUGGAUUUGGAGCGUCUAGACUGUACCAAAGGAAGGGAAAACGAGUCAUCUCAGGGCGAUGGGGAGGUGCGGCAGCCUCCGGUUGGCAUUGCGGUGGCAGUGGCGAGGCAGAAGGAGAACCAGAACAAACACGAGGUGCCUUGUGGUACUGAAUCCAUCCGACAACACAGACACCUUCCUGGAGUAAAAGGGUCAUCGCGAUCUGCCUACGUCAUCGACUUAGAGAUGGAGGAAGAAAACAAUCAUUACCGUGAGGAGAGGAUGAGCCUUGCGCGACUGGAUAGGGAAAGGGACCACUUACUCCGCAUGGCCACUUCUAGACGGGGACUGCCGAUUCUUCCAGUUCAAACAUUCCAAGGGGAAAACAAAGACCUUGUGGAGCUUGCACGACUCCGCCAAUCCAAUGGUUGUCCUGGUGAACUGAAUCCGAACCUGAUGGUCACAGGAGGGCCAUCUCUGCAAGCAAAUCAGCUGGCGACUGAUCCCAGUGCUCAUGCUCACCUUACGCCUCCACAUUGGCUGCCAAGGACGGGCAGUCCCUCCGUGUGGAUGGGUGGCCAUUCAUACGGAAUUGGUCACCCAGCCCUCCAUUCAAAUCUACCACCUGGAUUCCCAGCAUCGAUGCCAAGCGCCAUGCAGACAGUAUUCCCACUUUCCCAAGACCCUUCAGCCCAGCUUGUUAUCCUUCCCACCGAGCCACCAGCACCACACCCGACUCCUCAUCACCUCGCAGAAGUGAUCGACCCUGCACAUUCCCUCUGGCCGCCCAUCUAUCCAGCCCGAGCCCCUGCCCCGCACAUGCAGCACCCCGGCCAGCUCUCUGUAUACCCUCGCUCCCAGCUUCUCCGCCAGCAGGAGCUCUACAUGUUGCAGCAACAGCAUCACCAACACCAACACCAUCAGCAGCAGCAGCAGCAGCAACAGCAACGGGCACAAGCACUUCAACUACAGCGACAUGCACAAGUAGCGGAUCAGCGGAAGGCAGAGGAACCUCGAUUGGAGGCAGAAGAACACACUUUAGAGAGGAGCAGGAGAUCACACAAAACAGUUGCCUUAAACUCCCCCAAGAGUCUAUCUUCACCUGUUAUAUUGCCAUCUGCCAUGUGUUCUGCCAAACUCUCACCCUGUCAUCAUUCUCCUUCUUUGAGGCCGAGGUCAGGAUGCCCCACUCCCCAGCCCACCGCCGUGUGUCCAUUGCCUUCUUGUCCCACUCCUGCUCCAGCCAUCGUCCCACAAUCCUCAGUGGCCAGUCCUCCUCCUUCCCAGAGUUCCGCAGGAAGUCAAACAGCCGCAAAGCGAGUGGAUGGAGAGGCAUCUCAACAUUACCCCGAGUCCUUUGAGCCAGAGCUUCCACCUGGCUACUCGUACACACCAGUCUCCAUGGGCUAUCGCUCCCCGACUCCUCUUGCACACUCUGCCGACCCCGCAGAUGCUGAAACUAUGCAACCCGUCCCCACAGCCGCCGAGCCGGAGCAGUCCCGGACCAUUGCGCACGGCGCCAAAAUCCACUGUGACGCUCGCUCGGCCCUGACGGAGAGGGCGAGCCCACGUGAACAGCAGAUCACAGCAAACACCUUGGAUACUGUCGAACAAAAUGAGCACAGCCUUCUCCGCAGCUCAGAGGAGAAGGAGACGGCAAAUGCUUUGCCAACGGAGAAUUCAACUGUGGAGCAACUUGAGCCAUCUGUGAAGGACAACGUGCCGUGCUUAAGGCAUCUGAUUGCUUCUCAGGGAAAUGACCCCGAGGGAAGGCUAGAAGGAGAAGGAUGCAGGGGACAAACUUCAGCAGUUGGCUCGGCCCACUCAACCGUUGAGCCCACGACCUUAACCAACAACACACUGGAUGUAAGAAACUCUGAUCACUCGAGUUUGGUACCUGAGGCGGACUUAAGGAUGGAAGGCGGCACUGAUGAGGAGGCCGCACAAGUGAAUCAGGAUGAGGAUUGUGAAAGUCACCGCCAUGCCUCGGAGAGGGACGAGGUGCUCAAGUGGAGGGUGGACUGUGUGGCGGGAAUGAAUGCCCUGGUGGCAGCUGGUCUCAGCAUGGGAGAGCUCCUCGCUUUAGAGCCCGACUUUGCCAACAUCCCCGUUCCACCGUCACGCCCUGCAACGUCAACCUUUAACCCCUGCUCAGGGAUGCAUGGUAUAGCUCUGCUGAGUGAAUUGGCCGAACUGGAACAGCGGCAGCAGAACUACGAUGGCACCGCCCAAGGGGAAGACGAGGCUGUGCUUACUCACGAUCUCCAGAGCCUUGCAACUAUUGCUGCUGCAUGUUCAUUGGUAGAGGCAUUACCCAUCGAAUUGGACGACCACCACGUUAACACAGAAGCAAGCAGGUCCUACGUAGUUCGAAUCCCACGAGUACUGAAUUUACGGAGGAAGUACUCAUGGCGGCCAAAGGCGGAAACGGUUUGUCCUUUGAAAGCUGCAAUUGACGGUAUGGAUACAUUGGAGCUGGAGAUGAGGAUGAGACUAGCGGAGCUACAGAGGCGCUACAAGGAGAAACAACGGGAGCUGGCUAAACUGCAGAGGAGACAUGAUCAUGACAGGGAUGAGAACUCAAGGAGUCCUGCAAGGCGUGGGCCAGGACGUCCGCGGAAACGCAAACAUCUUUCCACGGUUCUGUCUUCUCUGGGACAACUGAGUGAACUUGAGAAGUGUGACAGCAAAAAAGCUAAGUCCAUCAGGACGGGUUUGACUCUCCUCUGUGAGGAACUGAGGAAUGAAGUGGAGCCCAAGAAGAAGAAGUGCAAACUCGCUGGGAGGGAAGGCAAAGACCAGGAAGAUGGUGACCAUAAGGCAUGCUCAGAGAUUAAGCCGAGAGCAAAGAAAGACACUCCGCAAGUCAGCCUCGUGUCGAAGUUGGGAAAGUACAGCCCCAGUACAAAGCCUAAGGUGCUGGCCAAACCUGCAAAUAAAUCGCACACGGCGGCCAUCUUGAAGUCUGCCAGCAUCGCCAGUCCCUUCAGAGCGAAAGUGUCGGCCCUGCCCGGCAAGAUGCAGAAGCAACUGGGAAAACCAAAGAUGUUCCCGGUCAGUCACAGCCAGGAGAGAGCAAAGCAGACGACAGCGGCUCCUGAAAUGGGCUUGAAAGUGGAAUCAGGAGAAGAGGAUUGCGUAUCAAGCACUAGAGCUAAUUUUGCAAAGAGCAAAGUGGUUCAGAAGGCUCACUCCACCAUUAAGAAGAAACCUGGCAUUCAACAAAAGAGAAAGGCAGUUGGGGUCAACGUACGGAAAUGCACCAUUAAGAAGCGGAAACUGGAGGUCCAGGCAACACUGCAUGAAAAGGAAUGGAUGUCGACAGAGAGCGAUGGGUUCUCCUCAGAUGCUGCUCCAGAUUUGAGUGAGGAUGAGCACAACUAUAACAGUGCAGAUGGCAGUGAUGGCACUCUUGAGUUGGCAGUGAAAGACUCCAACGUUGGACUCCACACAGACUACUCGGCAGCACACACCGCCACAGAGACCGAUCCAUCACCAUCCUCCAUCGUCAAGCUGGAAGCCAACCAGAAAGCAAAGAAAAAAAAGGAACGACAAGGCCUUUUGGGAAUCCUUGGUUUGCCCAGCGUGGAUGGGGACGUGAAGAUCAAAAAGCGCCCCAUCAAACACAGCCAGGACGCCGGCAGUGCAGUGAAGAAGAAUGAGAGGCUCCCGGCAACGAGGAAAAAGGGACUGAAGGCAGAGGAAAAGAACAAAAAGCUGAAGAACACAAAGGGGGGAGCGGAGGUAACAAUCUGGCGCCGAUGUGAAUCUGACCGCCGGCCACUACUACACAGGGAGAGGUUAUUUCCCAGUGAAGCCUCUCUACCUGCAAAACUACCGUCCAGAACGCAGGCCAAGAAAGCCACACCCAACAGGUGUAAAAACGUCACCAGGACGAGCAAGCUGCUGCAGGCUACGUUCAAGAAGUCAAGUGGACUCUGCAUAUCACAGAAAGGAACAAAUUCCACUGACUACCAACGGAAUCGGCUGAACAAACUCAAGAGCAAACUCCCGGUGAAAGAGUCAAAAGGCCGAGCUGUCAGCAAACUGUUGGAGAGCUUUGCAGCGGACGGUGACUUUGCAUUUGAUGAUGACAGCAGCUUCUCUGAGGAAGAUGCGAAUGCCUCUGUGAGCUAUUCAGCAGAAUUGUACGUUCCUCAGUCUUGUGCUAUCAGUAAAGAAGAUCUUAAAGAAGGACUUCACAUUCUCAUACCAAAGGAAGACAAACUGCUGUAUGCGGGAAGUGUUAGAAUACUUCAGACACCUGACAUCUAUGGUGUUGUGAUUGAAGGAGAAAGAGGAAACCGACAAAGAAUCUACUCCCUGGAGCAACUGCUACAGGAAGCGGUACUUGAUGUCAGGCCUCUUUCUCGCCAGUUCCUGCCUCCUGCCACCAGGGUCUGUGCUUACUGGAGUCAGAAAUCCCGCUGCUUGUACCCAGGAACCAUCAUUCAAACAGGUAGCUCCAGUGAUGAGGAAGAAGAGGACAGAGAUGAUUUUGUCACCGUGGAGUUUGAUGAUGGUGAUGUGGGACGCAUUUCUCUGUCGAAUAUCCGCCUUCUGCCUCCUGAUUAUAAGAUACAGUGUACAGAACCUUCUCCGGCUUUGCUGGUGUCCAACGGGAGGCUACGGGUCCGGAGAUUCCCGGUGGAAAGGCGAGAUGGUAUAGUGAGCAAUCAGAAUCACUCUCUGGAUGGCCACAACCCCGCAGAGCUGAGCAAAAAAUCUGGCAAGAAGACUUUCUUAAAAGGGAAAGCUGAAAAAGGAAAAGGAGUUUCAAACUCUGAGGUAUCGACGUUGUUGAAAGGGGAAUACAUGCUGAGUAAAAGGUCGGAAACACUGAUAAAUUGGCCAGGAAUUGUUCAGACAAAAAAGAAGAUCUCCACCAAGAACACCAUGAUCCUAGAGAAUCUGUUUGAGUUUAACGGGAGCACGAGAAGGAUGAAGGGUAAAGAGCGCUUCCUCCCCAUUCACGGCCUCCCUCCUCCGGUUUUCAGCGGUGGCUUCAAGGUGGACUCCUUCAGUAGCAUUGCCAGCACGUUUGGUGCCUUUGGGAGCAGCCCUAGUCUGAUCCCAAACCCCAAGCCCCUGAAGUACAGGAAGAUGGAGAAACUGGACAUAUCCAUCCCGAAAGGUGGGAAGAGAAAAGCAGAAACGGAAUACCUUGUAAAAUUAGAUCACGAGGGCGUGAUGUCUCCCAAAACGAAGAACGGAAAGGCCUUGAUGAUGAGCGAGAAGGAGUUUGGGGUGAAGUCUGGCGCUGUCUACUCCCAGGCAGCUUUGCUAAGUAAGGAACGAAACAGAAGGAUAGAACUUCUCAAAGGAAAACAUGCUCAACUGCGAAACCUUCCCCUCAGCUUGGCCAUGAAUGAGUACACUGGCCAGUCAGAGUUUGCGAUGGACUGUGACAGUGACAGUCACAGCUCCCUCUCCGACAUGGAUGACGAAGAUGAAAGCAGAAACCUUCGGCAGAGCGUCACGUCGAGAUUCAUGUCCAGACUCUCCGUCUUGUCUUCGUCUUCUGGGUCUUCAUCCUCCUCAACAUCUGGCUCUACCUCCACAUCUAGCCUGUGCUCGUCAGACAACGACGACUCAUCCUACAGCUCCGACGAUGACUCGACACUCUUGCUACAAACCUGCAUGACCCGACCUGUGCCGACAAUGCUGGCCUCCUCUGACCCGCGGCAAGCAGAGGCCAAGAUCGCCCCUCACUCCUUCUCAGUCAAGUCGGUGAUGUCCGCCACCAAGAUCAAACAGAGGAGGCAGGAAGAGCUACGACUUCAAAAGGCCAAGGAGGUAUCAAAGAGGCAGAGGUUGCCGUCUGUGGAGAAUCGUCCCAAAAUCUCCUCUUUUCUCCCAGCACGGCAGCUAUGGAAAUGGUCUGGAAAGCCAACUCAGAGGCGAGGUAUGAAAGGGAAAGCAAAGAAACUUUACUACAAAGCCAUCGUGAGAGGGAAGGAGACGAUCUGUGUGGGGGAUUGUGCGGUGUUCCUCUCCGUCGGACGCCCAAACCUCCCGUACAUCGGCCGGAUAGAGAGCAUGUGGGAAUCGUGGGGAAGCAACAUGGUGGUCAAAGUGAAAUGGUUUUAUCAUCCUGAAGAAACAAAACUGGGCAAGAAGUGCAACGACGGCAAGAAAGCAUUGUAUCAAUCCUGCCAUGAAGAUGAAAACGAUGUACAGACUAUUUCCCAUAAAUGUCAGGUAGUCGGUCUGGAACAGUACGAACAAAUGAUAAAAACCAAGAAGUAUCAGGACAGUCAAGACUUGUAUUACCUGGCUGGGACCUAUGAUCCGACGAUAGGCAGAAUCCUCAAUGCAGAUGGAGUACCCAAUCUCUGUUAAAAACUUGAUGUAUGAAUUAAUAUAAAGCCUGGAUCUGCACCACAAUAACAGGGAUUGAGAAACCUUUCUGUUAAAAAAAAAUCUAACUAACCUAAUGAAUUUUUCAAAUGAUGCAAGAUGGACAGGAGCUGGAUACUUGUUAUCAACACCUUGAGGCUCAAGCACGUGGUCCUGGAAUCAUUGGCAGUGAAAUUCUAGGUGGUCAAGCAAUGGUUCUUGGAGACAUAAGAACUAGGCCUUCUGGGGAUCAGUAAUACUGGAUUUACCAAAGUGAAACCCUUCGGGCAUCAGGUAGGCUGGAAUUGGAACGUAUAACUUCUAGGCAUCAAUGGGUCGACCAGGCAGAAUUUGCACAUGAGAGAAGUAGGCCUCAAGCAACGGAGUUGGCAAAGUUCGGAGAUGAGAUCGGGCCUCAAAGAAUCAAGAAAGCUGGAAUGGCCACAUGGAAACUUGACCUUGAUCUGAGUAGGUUUCAACCAUGGGACAAACAGCAUGGAGUUUAUUUCAGUGUGCGUGUGCGGGUGUGUGCGUGAGCGUGCGUGUAUGUGUGUGCAGAUUGAAGAAAGAAGGAAAAUGAGCAUCAUACAAGCCAUACACUCCCAGUACCUCUGUCUGCUUUCAACUUUGCAAAGCAGAAUCAGGUCUAAUGUGUUUUUGUUGUUACUUUGUUUCCUGGAGAGUUUUGUAAAAACCCAGGAGCUUUUUUUUAAAUGCACUGCAUUACUCAGCUCAGCUGAGAUUGCUUAUUGGCUGGAACUUCUGAAGAAGAAAAAUGGAAGGGGGAGAAAAAGACUUUACUUUGAAGAAGACUGCUUACACGAGACAGAUUGUGGCAUCAUUCUGUCAAACUAACUCUAACCUCCUAACUGAACUGUUGAGAGAUUCACUCUUGUGGGUUAAAUGUUCCUUUUUUUUAAAAGUGAUUGGUGAAAAUAAAUUAUAAUCCCUAUUGCUAAAAAUUGUAUAGAAUACUGCACACAUGCAGGGAAUGGUCAGCCAUGUUUGUUCCCUUUCUGACGCACAGAUGUUAAAGAGACAGUCUCCCUUUUAUUGAACUAUGUGGACAAGGUAUAAAAGCUUCUAACUUUGAUGCCAAGAUUCAGAUAAGUAAAUUGGUUCCAGCCACUGUGGAGAACACCUGUUAUCUCCUGCCCUUUGUGAACAAUAGCAAGCUGCUCACUGUAAAACAAAUCAAAGAUAAGGCACUCAAGGUAUCACGUUUGUAAAAAAAUUGUUGGUGAAGGAUUAAACCAUGAAGGCUAAAGGCUUUUAAAUUGUUCAUAGGUUAAUAAGUUAAUAGGAGCAGAAUUAGUCCAUUCGGCCCAUCAAGUCUAUUCUGGCAUUCAAUCAUGGCUGAUCUGUCUUUCCCUCUCAACUCCAUUCUCCUGCCUUCUCCCCAUAAUUCUUGACACACGUACUAAUGAAGAAUCUAUCCAUUUCCACCAUAAAAUAUCUAUUGACUUGGCCUCCAAAUCCAUCUGUGGCAAUGAAUUCCACAGAUUCACCACCCCCUGACUAAAUAAAUUCCUCCUCAUCUCCCUUCUAGAGGUUUGUCCCUUUUAUUCUGAGGCUACGGCUUCUGGUCCGAGACUCUCCCAUGAGUGGAAAUAUCCUCUCCCAUUCUAUCCAGGAAUUUGUAUUGUUCUCAUGAAGUAUUUUGAUUUUAUUAGGAAAUGAUCAAUUCAUUUAUUCAGUGCAUGAUGCUUUUCAGUUUAAAUUAGAAUCAAUGGGAAAGAUUCAGCCUUGACAUUAAAAAAAAUGUUUUAAAGUACUGCAUCAGAAGACAAACCAGCAGUCUUAGACUAGUUUAGUUCCUAAUUGAAGCUUACAAUUGAGAAGCUCAGGGAGAAAUUGUCUCCAAUCGGCAAAUUUGGAUCGGCCAUUCCAUAGCUGCAACACUGGAUAUUUGCUUCUAUUGAUUGCACGGAGCUAAAUAUCGGGCACUGCAUCAAACAGGCAGCCAACACAAGACCAUCUCUUUUAUGCCAUCAAUUCCGAUCAAGUUCAACCGUACUCUUUCUGUAGAGCCAGGAUGCAGGAAUUCAACCUCAGUGAUUAGUAUUACACAUGCCACAUGGUAAGUGUCUACGGAUUGUACUCUGCUCCUGAAAUUUGAUUCCAUUGAAGUCAGGUUGGUUGAGGUACAUUCUGCAGAUGGUCCCGUAUUCCACAUUUCGUGCUUGCAGUCAGGGAUGAAUUCUGCUGGUCUCCUGAUGACUUACCAUCUGUGACUGUGUCACGGUGUGUUCUCUGCACUUACAGCACCAACAGGUCCCUUCACUCGUGGUGAGUUUGAGUUUAGUUUAUUGUCACAUGUACCGAGGGACAGGGAAAAGCUUUUGUUGCGUGCUAACCAGACAGCGGAAAGACAAUACGUGAUUACAAUCGAGCCAUCCAUAAGGGAAUAACGUGAAUAACGUUUCGUGUGAGAUAGACUCCAGUUAAGUCUGAUCAAAGAUACUCCAAGGAUCUCCAUUGAGGUGGAUAGUAGCUCAGGACUGCUCCCUAGUUGUUGGGAGGAUAGUUUGGUGAUAACAGCUGGGAAGAAACUGUCCCUGAAUCUGGAGGUAUGCGUUUUCACACUUCCAUACCUUUUGCCCGAUGGGAGAGGGGAGAAGAGAGAUUGGCCAGGGCAUGACUUGUCUGUGAUUAUGCUGGUGGCCUUGCCGAGGCAGCGUGAGGUGUCAAUGGUGUCAAUGGAAGGGAGGUAGGAUCCAGAUCCAGCAUGAAACUAUUGAUCUUAGACUCGUAAGAUCAAUAAUUUCAUGCACGUGUCAUGGAUGUGGAUCAGUUUCAUGGGUAGUAGACGCAGCUUCUUGGCAAACAACAACGUUUUAAGCUUCAAAUGUAAUAACCAACAGGGAAAAGGUGUUGCUCAAGUAACUCAGGCUUCCUUCAGGCUACGUGUCUGUUAUUUAUAAUUGCAGCUUCAUUCCACAAUGGCAAGCUGACUGCUGUUUAAAGCAGCAGCUGGGUUUAUUGCCUCCUGCGCUCGCCAGUGCACAACUUUCCACCUGUUUGCUUUAAUGGACAGGAAAAUCAGGCUGCAGCGAGCAGAGAGGCCUGCCUGGAAGUCUGCAUCGCAGGCGAAACGCAACCUGAAACCAUAGAAAUCAGAAACAGAAGCAGACAGGGCUGCCACUGCACAGCAGGCUAGUUGCAAAGUGAGCAAGAAUGAAAGGUCCCAUUUCAGGUCGGAUAACGAGCUGGAAACUCUACCUUACAUGAAAGUACCUACUAAAGCGGUCACUGAGAGGGGCACACUCAUGCCAGUUUAAACAGGGCCAGUGAGGGAGGGAUUUUGCAGCAAGCAUAGUUCACAACAUUUGCUUUCAUAGAGUCAUAUGGAGAUACCCAUCUUAGAACCAGGCCAUUCACCCUGCCCUGUCUAUGCUGAUAAUUGAGUUCUCAUCUAUGAUAAUCCAUUUAAUCAGCUUUCAUAUGUGAUACGAGCAGAAUUAGGCCAUUCGGCCCAUCAAGUCUACUCCACCAUUCAAUCAUGGUUGAUCUAAAUCUCCCCCUUAACACCAUUCCCCUGCCUUCCCCCCAUAACCCCUGACACCCGUACUAAGCUGUGACGGUUCAAAAACUCACUAAGAUGCUUCUUAAAAGUUGUGAGAGAACCUGCCUCCGCCAUCCUCCCAAGCAGUGCGUUCCAGAUUUCAUCCACCCUGUGGGUGAAAAAAAAUGUCCUCAGAUCCCCUCUCACUCCUUACUGCUCACGUUGAUCCUCAGUUCCCACGUCUGAGAGACCUCAGUUGCACUGACGAGUUGUGUGAGAUUUCUGAACUCCAUGCAGCAACUUCUGAAGUUGGGCUGGAACCGCUGAAGGAAGCAGUGGAGUGGUAGGGAUGGGCAGAUGUGUACAGCUCUGACACACACACACAUACAGGCCUCCUCUCUGGCUUCCUUGCAUCACUGUCAUGUUUAGUAACAAUCAGUGACUGAGAAUAGUGGUGAAGUUUGACAAACAGAAGCCAAGGAACUUGCUUAAUGAGCUAAAAGAGCAGAUAUAUUAAUCAAGGGGCUUUGCAAAUCCUGAUCUCAUUAUCACUUACUUUAAGAGAGGGGAGUUGUGAACUUUUUGAGAAUGAUUCAUUCAGAGGCAUCGGCAUGGCCAUCGCUGCCCAUGCAAGUGAUUAUUCACUAAUGAAAUAGAAAACAAAUAGUCCACUCAGGUGAAUUAUUAUGUAAUGAGUGCCAGCUGCAUCUAACAUUGCUGAAUUAAUUCAAUCAUCACCACACUCCAAUAAACCUAGCUCCUAAUUCAGGCAGAUUCUUUCCAGCAGUGGAGAUACAUUUGGAGAAAAGGGUUUUGAACUUACACCUGCGAUGCUCAUAAAUUUAGGGUUGCUUGAAAGAAAUGAGGUCCUUCACAUCAAUAACUCUACCUUCUCCUGCCUCCUUGUUGCUCCCACCAUACCAACCCACGAUCUGUUCAUCUUCACUUUCUUCUACUUCUUCUUGUGAACGAAACAUAAAUAAACCAAAGGAAUAGUUAGAUCUCAAGCCGGGUGUUGAGCAGCCAGGUUGUUGUCUCUGCGUCAAUGUCUGCCAGGCCCUGAGCUCCAUUUGGUGGGUGGUGGAGCGGGCACUCGGAGAUGACAUGGUUGGCUGUCUGUUCUGCUCCGCAUUCACAGGCUGGGCUCUGGCGGAGCCCCCAUCUCCACAUGCUGGCAUUGAAACACCCAACCCCAGUACAAAGUCUGUUGAGCUUCACCCAUGCUCCUCUGGGGAAGUCAGACCUUGGACAGCUUUUAUCUGGUGAAGAGAUGCAGUUGUGUAAUGGAGAUGAGGUUGCCUCCCACUCCUGUGACCUCUUGGUUUCCAGUCUGCUUUUGUCUCAGUUGGCUGGAUGGAUGCUAGGAGUUCAUCUUCAUCUUAAAGCACAUAUAGGAGAAGAGUGGGUGUGACCUGAACUGAGACACCCCAUAAAGGUAAAACUGUAAAUGCCCUUGUAUUUCCCCAGUGAGGUGGGAUGAGAGGAGUAACAGCUGAGAAUCUUGGUGUUACCUGCUCCAUAGAUCAGCAGAUCAGCCCACAGAUACAUAAACUCACGAUCACUGGAUUACAGGCCAUUCCCUGGUUACAAACACCUGAGUUACAGACACCUGUACAUACAGACGAGCUCCCAUAAUAUUAUUAAAUUCAAAGGUCUGGCGUACAUAUAGUUGUUUAUUCCGACAAGCAGCAGAACUAGUUUCCUCUCGCUCCACUUUCAGUAAUUAAGAAGUUUAAGGAGGAGAAUUAGGCCAUUCGCCCCACCACGUCUACUCCGCCAAUCAAUCAUGGCUGAUCUAUUCUUUCCCUCACAACCUCAUUCUCUUGCCUUCCUCCCCAUAACCCUUGACCAACUUGUUCUUCCUUAUUCAUCUUAUGUGCUCGUAAUGCCAUUUAUUACAGAACUCUGGAGGUAUCGAGUGAUAUUUUGUGCAUUUUCUAACUUGUGGACAAAAUCUGUAAAAACAGAGCCCAUUUGUUACUCAGGGAUGGCCUGUAGUUUGAUAUUAUGUACCAUGAAUUCAACAUGGAGAUUGCAAGAAGUUUGAAGUGUAACAAGUUGUUAGCGUUAUGAUUGUUUUACAUGGAGCUGCUACUCACUUGCAAUGAACCAAUAUUUACCAUACCCUUCCUGUCAUUAAAUUAACUCCUUCACUGUUUUCAACUGAAUAUGACGGGGUUAUCCUUACUGUAAAAAACAAUGACCAAGUGGUGUUAGGUAAAUGUGGUUUCCAAAGCAAAAGGAUCCAAAAAGAUUUUUCACAGCGUUAAAAAAAAAAGCUUUUCCUGGCUGGAACUUGGCACCAUGGAAACAAAUCUACCACUGGCAAAGUCAGAGCAGAGAGAUGAUUUUAAAGGAAAAAAACAAACUAACUAUAAGCACUUAAGCAUUGUUAUCAAUCAUGGAAGAAACAGCUCUAAGUCAAGGACAAUCGGUGUGAGGAUGUGGGUUUUCUUUAAAGACCUAUCAAACUAUAUAAUUUCUAUUUUAUUGUUGCACAAUUCUUCAUGGGUUUAAUCUUGUCCCACUUCUGACUGGAACUGCGUUCAGGCAGUGGAAAGAAAAUCCAGGGUGAGUGUUUGUUAGAAGCUGAGUUUAUGUAGUUGAAAUUAGGGAGGGACCAUCAAUUUAUCUUGUAAAAUGCAAAAGCCCUCAGAUUAAUCUUCAAUUGGCUGUUUAUCGGCAAAUCUGUGGCCAUAAUGGCAGCUAGGAAUGAACUGACGAUAAACUGCCGAGCUGGGUUAUUGAACUGAAAUCAAAUUCUAUUGUAAAACUGGAAAUAACAGUGGGAUUGUUAAAGGAGAAAGAUUAGCUGUGCAGGGUGUCACAUUGUUAAUAUUUAACUGCUGGAAAUCCUGUGGCUGCAUUGUACAGGUACCAGCUCUUGUCUUUCUCUCAAGGUUGGGAAAUUGUCCCACUACCGUCUUUGUGUGUGUUUUACAAUGAUUAUCACAAUGAUUUUCUAGAAAGGUCAAACAACUUUGGAAAGGCUUGAGCACUCGACUUUAUACUGACUGUUAAUGAUGACACCUUUGUGCAUUUAAAUAGAAGAUAGAGGCAAUGUCAUCCUAAUGAGGGAAGUAAAGUUGGGACAAUGUUUUACUUUUACACUCUGGUUGACAUUGUAAAGGUGACAUGUGUGUUUGUCUACCAUGUGCCACAUGUGCUUUUCUAGAUUGAAUGAAAGUAAAGGCUUUGUCCACUCGCACUCCCUUCCAGCUUUAGUAUUUCUUAAAAUUCCACAUAGUAAUGAUAAAAGGGAUACUGUCUCCAUCAUAAAGAUCACAACCACAGUUUACAAAAGGUGUUUUAAGGUUUGAGUCCAUUGUUGUUUGUUCUUGCAGGUUAUCAAUGUAGUAUUUCAUUAUCGUUGCUUUGAAACACUAACCUGUUGUAAACGUUUUUAAUAUCACAGUCGCAACUCAGUUCUUGGGGAUUUCUUUCUAUAUUUUCUUACAAUGAUUUUAGGUGAGCAACCUGCAGAGAGAGGCUCACAGAGGUACCAUGGUUUCAAACAGUGCCAUGUUGCAGACAUUCACCUUGGUUUCUAUUUGUUUCCCAUAACAUGGCUGCCCUCCAGAAGGAUUAUUUGAGUUUGCCUGUUUAUAUAUAUCAAAAAAAUGUAUUUAAGAUAAAUUGCAGCUUGUGUUUCUUUCGUGUGAGACUAACCUUUUGGCCUCUGAACUUUCACUCGGUGGCCAUUUUGCAUAUAGACUGGUGCAGUGUGACAUCACCAUCACAUAUCCCGUAUUUGCAAUAGGUCAAACUCAUCAAUCAACUGGGUGGUUUAGUGAAGGACGGGCCACUCUGAUUCCAUAGCAACAGCUGGGCAGUUUAGUGAAGGAUGGGCGACUCUAGUUCCAUAGCAACAGCUGAAAGAUAAAGAGAACCAGAUCCUAAUGCUGCUUGGGGCUCUUUCAGAUAUAAUGAAUGAAGACCUUUCACGUGAGAACAAAUAACAGGUUUUUCUUCGUCUUUUUUUCCCCCUUAAUAACUUAAACUGUAUAUUAUUCCUGGGCAAAAUUAUUAUUGACCUUUUUUUUUGUCUGUAAAGGUCAGAGGUCAACUCGAGAUGUAGCUUUGUUAAGGAAUUUCUGGCUCGCGAGUCGGAUGUUUGUGCAUUUAUAAGACGUGGUUAGGUAGAUUCAUCACAGGUGAUUGGAGUAAAGAAGAAAGAAUUUUAAGAUGCGUGAGUUGCAUAACCUUUCACGUUGCAACUUUUGAACAAAUAUGUUGUAAUAUUAAAAUAAAAUGAGGUGGGUUUUACUGUCCAUUGUUAUCUGAGCCGAUCCGAGCCGGCUCUGUUACUUGGUGCAUGAAUUCCCUCGCUUGUGCAACACAGAAUUUCCUGUCACAUUCUGUGCUUCAAAUCGAAGGGAGAAUUUUUCUUUAAAUUAGAAAAAAGGCAGUGCUAACUUUGGGGACCCAGCCCUUUGUCAGAGUUAGGGUAGCCCUGCGUUAAAGGUUUAAAAGGAUGGGCGCAGAGCACCAUAUCCUAACCCCCCCCCCUCCCCUCCCUCCACUUCCCCUCCACCUCCCCUCUCCAACCCCAUCUGAGAUCUGGCUGCCUUCCAUCUGGUACUUGAUGUGAUGUCAACAUUGGACCAAUCUGCUAGGCAUUCUGUUACCUAUUUUGUUCAGUCCAGUGACACAAGUGCAGUACUACUUGCUCACUGCUGGCUGGGAUUUUAUUUGCUUGUAAAGUAAGACCUUCUGGGGACUGGAAUUGUGAUGCAUCAUGCGAAAAUAAAUGGGCAAGAGAGGCGCGGGCCCGUCUGAGACUUGCUCAAUAGCGUUUUAAUCCUACAAGGAGAAGUUUUAAAAAAAAUUAUACAAUAAAAAAAACUACAAUAUUACAGAGUUAUUUACUAGAUAUUAAAAUAUUUUGAAACUGAAAACCCAGGAGAGCUUUUUUUUAAGCUUGUUGAUUUUUUUUAUUUUGUUUUCAGUUUUUUUUGUUGAAAUGGAAGGAACUGUUAUUCUAAAAAAAAGUGUUUAAAUGUAGUAAAAACCCUAUUGUAAAUGUGUAAAGUAUGACUAUGGUCUCAGUUUUUGUGUAAACACUAAAAAAAUAAGUUUUAUGGACACAAUCUCUAUGUAAAAGCAUUUUAGUAUUAAGAUUUUUAUAGAUAACUUGGCUUCUGAAUAAAUAUUUUAAAAAACAGGUUGGUCAUGUGUGUGGUUACUCAGUGGAUAUUAUGUUAGCGGAUGCAUUUUGCUUGAUCCCUCAUUUAUUAUAAGAUUCAGCGUGGCAUUAACAUCAGUCUGCAAGUUGCUUAAUGCCUACACUAUAGUUGGCAAUGUUGCAUUCACAAGACACCGGUUUCACCGCAGAGGAUGCAUAAUUUUAAAUGCAUCAGGUUAAUUCCUGUUUAUUCUGCUCAAAGGUUAUAUAAUGUAACCGGAAUCCAAUGUGUAGGGGGACUAAAGUCCUCCACUGUUUAACUAUCCAGGUCUUCUUGACAACAAAGAUGUUUAGCCUAAUGGUUAAAGUACUGGGUUGGCAACUACAAGCCUGGGGCAUUGAGCUAGUGAUCUGAGUUUGAAUCCCACCAAGGCAUCUUGGGGUGUCCUGACGUGAAUCACUUUAAGGGUGGCACAGUGGCGCAGCGGUAGAGUUGCUGCCUUACAGCGCCAGAGACCCCAGUUUGAUCCUGACUUAUAGGUACAGAGUUUGUAUGUUCCCCCUGUCACCACGUGUGUUUUCUCUGGGUGCUCUGGUUUCCUCGUACACUCCAAAGACGUACAAGUUUGUAGGUUAAUUGGCUAUGGUAAAAAUUGUAAAUACUCCCCGGUGUGUACGAUAGUGCUAGUGUAGGUAGAGUGAAAAGCUUUUGUUGCGUGCAAUCCAGUCAGCCGGAAAGACAAUACAUGAUUACAAUCGAGCCAUUUGCAGUGUAUAAAUGCAUGAUAAGGGAAUAACGUUUAGUGCAAGGUAAAGCCAGCAAAGUCUGAUCAAGGAUAGUACGAGGGUCACCGAUGAGGUAGAUAGUAGUUCAGGACUGCUCUCUGGUUAUGGGUGGAUGACUUAGUUGCCCGAUAACAGCUGGGAAGAAAUUGUCCCGGAAUCUGGAGGUGUGUGUAUUCACACUUCUAUACCUUUUGCCUGAUAGGCGAGGGGAGAAGAGAGAGUGGCCAGGGUACAACUUGAUUAUGUUGGUGGUCUUGGCGAGGCAGCGUGAGGUGUAAAUAGAGGCAAUGGAAGGGAGGUUGGCUGGUUUGAGUGAUGGUCUACGCUGCGUCCACAAUUCGCUGCCAUUUCUUGUAGCUCCAUUUAUAACGUAGCUUCACGAUCUACCAGAACAAGCACACAGUUCAUGCCUUCACAGUUUCUUCAGAUUUAAUAGCCUGGCCUCAAAUUGAGUCAAAUCUCUUUCAGUUUUUUACAUAUUCUUUCAAUUUAUGACCUCUGUUCCCCAAAGGGCCCCUUAAUUUACAGAUCACCAUUUAAUUCUUUAUCAUUGCGCAAAAAUGGAUCCCUUAUGGCUGAUCGCCCUUUGGUUACUCAUCUUAGUGAUUUAGAAGAACACUUUUUGAACAUUCCGUGCCUUCCUGUUAUUUGACAUUGUCUUCAUGUUACUGCUAAAGUCUCCCUUAUAGCAG
Leucoraja erinaceus (little skate) is the source of this 18813-nucleotide messenger RNA. RefSeq names its product BAH domain and coiled-coil containing 1b (gene bahcc1b). NCBI's taxonomy places the organism in Eukaryota, Metazoa, Chordata, Chondrichthyes, Rajiformes, Rajidae. Gene Ontology annotation, molecular function: chromatin binding. The record is from RefSeq and is a predicted model, not a curated record.